AUGGUUUAAAAUGAUUCUGAAGCUACAAAGUAAUCCAGUGAAUUAUAAACAGGAUCCAAGAAAAUCACCAAACAAUAAGGUCACUGGAAUCAGAUAGAACAUAAUACCUAUCUCAAAUUUUUAUAGGAAAAUGCCAAUCACACUAAAGGCUAAAGAUUAUUCAAGAAAAUGAGUUUAGUUGUUGGCACUCGUACACCAAGUCAAUGCAGGUAAGAACCCAUAAUAUAAGAUCGCAUCACUAAAAAUUUAAUCCAUAAAAGACCAAAUCUUCUUCUAAGAAUACAAGAUUAUUAUGGAGAUCCAAACAAUAUGCCAGAAGCUACUUUGCUUUACACAAAUAAUCUGAUGAAUCUAGUAAUUGAUGUGAAUUUUGUAUAUAUCCUCAAAUAUUGUUAAUUUUAUUUAAAGAUAGUAUCAUAGCUAAUAAAAAUCUAAAUCAUUUAUUAGAUUCAAAUCAAUUUUCCCUCUUUCUCUUGUUAUAUCCUUUCUUUUUAUGAUUCAUUACACAUAAUUUUUUAAAAAUACUACAGUAAUUUUAACUUGCCGCAUUUAUUGUCUUUUAAACUUACCUUUCUUUUAAUUAUUUAAUUAUAAUUAUUGUAUGUUCUAAUAAAAUUUCCAACAUUCAUAUUCAUUUGA
This is a messenger RNA of Paramecium primaurelia, 639 nucleotides long. The record is from the annotation of a GenBank genome assembly. NCBI's taxonomy places the organism in Eukaryota, Ciliophora, Oligohymenophorea, Peniculida, Parameciidae.